AACAAUUGCCUCCAAACGGGCGACGGGUCCUUUUCUUGUCCGCCACUGCCUACAUAGCUUCCACUAAUCUCCUCCUUCACUUUCCCAAAUUCCUCGCUAAGUAACUCAAAACCUAGAAGAAAAAACAAUGAACAGAAAAGGAAAACUAAAAGGGAAAACAAAAAAGGCAUCAAUGGUGAAAAAGCCUCCAUGGUUAGAACUUGAGGAAAAUGUAUGGGCAAAUAUAUUACACAAGCUUGGGGCUAUAGAAAUACUUGAGACUGCACAGAAAGUGUGCACUACAUGGAGGCGAAUAUGCAAGGAACCUUCAAUGUGGCGAAUAAUUAACAUGACUAAUGAUGGGGACUUAUCUGAUAUGGAUUAUGAUUUAGAGGAAAUGUGUCGAUAUGCUAUUGAUCGUAGUCAAGGUGAAUUAGUUGAUAUUAAUUUGGAGUACUUUGCUACUGGUCCGUUGCUUGAGAACAUAGCACAAAGAUCAGGAAAACUGAAAAGACUUAGCAUUGCUUGUUGCUAUGGUAUGGUAUGUGAAGGCUUGGUUGAAGCAGUUCAAAAGCUCCCAUUGUUAGAAGAGUUGAGUUUGACACAUACUACUAUCACAACAGAAGGCAUCGAAGCUCUUGGACUCUCUUGCCCACGGUUGAAGUCGUUUAAAUUGAAUAACUCUUUGUAUAUGGGAUCAGGUGAUUACUUUGAAAAUGAAAAUGUAAGAAAUGAAGAGGCUCUAGCUAUUGCUAAAAACCUGCCUACCUUGCACCACCUUCAACUCAUUGGAAACAGUAUGACAAAUAAAGGCCUCGAGGCUAUUCUUGAUGGUUGCCCUCAUCUUGUAUCACUUGACUUGCGGUUGUGCAAAUAUGUUAGCCUCAACGAAGUCUUGAGUAGUAGAAUUUCUGCGCAGAUUAAAGAUGUGAAGCACCCUCAUGAUUCUCUCUCAGGUCUUGACUUUUCAUUUAAGGCUUGCGGGGAAGAGGAUGAUGAAGAUGACGUGUUUGAUGAUUACUGACUACUAGUUGUCCUGUUUCUAGCAUUAGCCUCAUUUCUGAAGUUGCGGGCUUUUUGGGUCAUUGGAUUAUGAACAAUUCUUCAGGUGUCCGCAACGAUAAUAUAGGGAAAUGUUUUGUAUUAUGAAUUCCUCCUCUUGUAUCAAUAUUUUUGUUAAAGAUCUCCUUGGGACUAUGUUCCUAAAGAAAUCAGUAUGUAAUGACUAUGUGGUGUUAUUAAUA
Messenger RNA from Lycium barbarum (goji berry), 1223 nucleotides. RefSeq names its product putative F-box/LRR-repeat protein 23. Bases 128 to 1003 code for a protein of 291 amino acids. The record is from RefSeq and is a predicted model, not a curated record. Gene Ontology annotation, molecular function: protein binding. The transcript has 2 exons. NCBI's taxonomy places the organism in Eukaryota, Viridiplantae, Streptophyta, Magnoliopsida, Solanales, Solanaceae.